Messenger RNA from Bufo gargarizans (Asiatic toad), 3041 nucleotides. RefSeq names its product glycerophosphodiester phosphodiesterase domain containing 2 (gene GDPD2). The transcript is spliced from 16 exons. Gene Ontology annotation, cellular component: membrane. The coding region runs from base 266 to 1873 and encodes 535 amino acids. The record is from RefSeq and is a predicted model, not a curated record. Gene Ontology annotation, biological process: lipid metabolic process. NCBI's taxonomy places the organism in Eukaryota, Metazoa, Chordata, Amphibia, Anura, Bufonidae. Gene Ontology annotation, molecular function: glycerophosphodiester phosphodiesterase activity.
GCUAUUAGUCAGUCUCUUCUUAGUGUCCUCCUCUUAAGAACACAGAUGACGGACUUCAUAAGGCAAACAUAGGCUGCAGUGGGUCUUCCUUAUAUUUGUAUUGUCUCGCACACAGGAGAGGGGCUUCCUUGGACUAUUGUCACAUUUUUGCUUGUGACCCUCCCAGUCUGGUUUAACUUGUUCUGUAAAGUUCUUUUUUUGAUCUGCACCAGCAGAAGUCUUGUCACGCUGUGACUGGCGAUGAUACUGGGCUGAGUCAGAAAAGAUGCCUCGGCGCAGUUGCUGCUCAUCAUGCUCUGUUUGCUUAAGGUGCUUUUAUAGCUGCUCCUGUGAAAGAGUCAAGAGGGAGAUUCAAAGCACAUGUGGCUGUGUCUGGGUGCUCCUGAUUCUCUGUGGAUUCCUCUUUACCUUGAUAUGGCUGUAUGUCACCUUGAUCCUGAAAAAUGAUAUACACAACUUCAAUGAGGAAAUCUUCCGACUCGCAGGUUUAUGGCAAGACUGGUCUAUCGUCCUAAUUAUGGUGGCUGCCGUGUUGGUCUCUUACUGCUUUGUGCUCCUCUUAAUCUCGAUGUGUCUGGUAGUGAGCUCUCAACCUCUUAAUCUGCACUGGCUUCAUAAGAUCCUCCUCUGCUUCUGUGCUGUUUUGGUGUCCCUUGGAAUUAUUGGCCUUAAUGUGAAGUGGAAAAUAGAGUGGAAAGUAGUUGGCAUCUCUUUGCAGGCAACAAGUCCCUUUCUGCACAUAGGAGCUGUGAUCGGUGUGUCUGUACUGGCCUGGGUGCUUGCUCGUUAUUUUUGGGAAACAAAGAGUAAAGUGUUGAAAUGUCUACUUCCAUUGGUAUACAUCAUCCUCGUUUGUGCUCUGUUUGUGAGUCCUCUCUUCAUUUCCUCACCCUGUAUCAUGAAGGCAUCAGAACUUCCUCCCAAACCAAGGAUCAUGGGUCAUCGUGGGGCACCAAUGCUUGCUCCAGAAAAUACAAUGAUGUCAUUUGACAGGAUGGUGAAUUCUGGAGGAAAGGUGUUUGAAACUGAUGUCAUGGUGAGUUGGGAUGGCAUCCCCUUCCUAAUGCAUGAUGAAACUCUGCUGAGGACAACCAACGUGAGAGAAGUUUUUCCAUUCCGUUCAAGUCAAAACAGCUCAAAUUUUACCUUUUCUGAACUCCAGAAGCUGAAUGCUGGUGAAUGGUUUCUGCAGAAAAACCCUUUUGGAACAGAUGGAUCAGUGACACCAGCUGAACGUGAAGAGGUUAAGCUGCAGAAAAUUCCUUCUCUUGAGGAUGUUUUGAUUGCAUGCAAGGACCUCAACAUCUCUAUAAUAUUUGACUUGCGUGAGCCACCUUCAGGACACCCAUAUAAAGAGAGCUUUGUGAAUGUAACUCUUAAUACAAUUCUGAACGUUUCUAUACGCCAGGAUCUGAUACUCUGGCUCCCAGAUGAUGAGCGGGAGCAGGUUAUAAAGACAGCUCCAGGUUUCAAACAGAUUUAUGGUAGAAAGAGGGAAAAAAAUGACACCGACACCUUUGAUGCUGUGAAUCUAUCUUAUACAAAUAUAAGUGUGAGCGAAAUCAGGUCGUAUCGUCAGGAUAAUAUUUCAGUGAAUCUAUUUGUGGUUAACAAACCGUGGUUGUUCUCCCAUGUAUGGUGUGCUGGAGCCACGUCUGUCACCUCUAACACAUUCCAUCUUCUUAAGGAUCUCAAGCAACCAAUAUGGCUGCUGGACCCUGAUAAUUAUUUAAUCAUCUGGAUAAUAGCGGAUGUUGUAGCUCUUAUUCACAUAAUAUGGGCUUUUUUUAUGCAGAGAGCGUGUUUUAGAAAAAGAGAAGAAGAAGAAUCUGAAGCUGUAUUACUGAUGAAGAUUGAAAAUUUGGUUGCUUAAUGACAAUGGAUGCCUCUUUCAUAUCCGCUACAAUUCACUGUGACUUCCACAUCAUCUCAGGCUGAUGGCUGGAGCAUGAGGAGGCUAAUCUGAACUGAUUCCAGAUAUCUGCGCUGUCCAAUCUGUAGACAACCCCUAACUCCUGAGUCAUAGGAGGUGCUGCUCCAUACAGAACUGCUUCCUGACAUGUUGGCCUGUUUGGGCCGUUGGAUCUUUGUUCAUUUGAAUGUGAAAUCUGGCAGUGUACUGUAUGGCAUUUGUCUUCCUUAUGUCUUUCUGAUAUUGUGCUGUGCACAUAACCCUUUGGUGAUGAAGUCUGUGGCAUAGCACAGAAUAUGCUGGGAAAAAGAAGCAAAGGAAAGGGGCUUUUACUCUGGGUUUCUUGGGCCAAACGCGUGUUGCUGGUAAAAGUAAGCAUGGCUUUGAGUUGCACUGACUAUGACUUAUUUAGAAGCUUUUUCCACCAUUUUUAGAAGUAGAAAAGUGGCAGAAAACAAUAGCAGCUUUCUCUGGACACCAUGUUCAGGCUACGGUUUGCACUUGCUGCAUGGCGAGGAGAUACGGGCACACCACUCGCACAGUGCGCCUGUAUAAUAAAUGCCCUUGUGUGCUAGGCUUGUAUAGACGUAAGUAUUACACCUGUAAAUAGACCAACGCACCACAGUCGUGUUGUACACACAAUGUGCACUAGCCCCAGAUUCUGAGAGUCUUGCAUCCUAAAUUGCUUCACAACAAACUUCUAAAAAACAAACAAACCUGUCCUAUCCCGUGGUUAUGAGAGAAGCUUCAGCACGGACAGUUCAGCACAGCUUUGUGUAGUUUGUAAUAUAUUGUCCAUAGCCAAAGCCAGGAAUGGCUCCUGAAAGGAGAACACAUCUAAGAGUCUAUUCACACGUGCUAAAAUAUCUCUGAUGUAAUUUUUACAAACCCUAUUCAGAUGUAUGGGACAGUCCCAAAUACCUUUUGCAACAAAUCUGCCAUGAGAGUUCCCCCCAAGGAGAUAUUUUACUCUUUUGUAUUCUUUUAUGUUUAAAGAGACCUCAAUCACUGCGCUGUGCAGAUCUCAGACUGUUACAGAAUAUCUGGCGGCUGCUGGUGUAGAAAUGUCAUGUUGUUUUUUUCUGGAUCAAUCUGUUCUUUAUUAAUAAACUGUUGGUGGACUUUUGAA